AUGAAGAUCACUCUAUCAGACUGUUUCCAAUUGCGUGCAAAAGAGGAGAACAAAGCUGAAUGCAGCGGCCAAGCGUUGAAUUUGCCAUUGCAGAUCCAAAUUGAGGGUGUGGCUUAUCUUUCCGUUUCUGAUCAGAACAAGACAAUGGCUUCUUCUUCCAGGCAUUGUGUGGGUGCUUUGCAUAAAGAAUUAUCCAAUAGCACUGCAGGUUUUUCUGGGAUUCCUAUUGGUUUCAGAUUUCUGCCUUCUGACCGUGAUCUUGUCAUCCAUUAUCUAUACAAGAAGAUCAAAGGCAUUCCUCUCCCUUCUGAUUGCACUGUCACUUUUUGUGAUCUUUAUGGCCACCAAGAACCGUGGGAGAUUUGGGAUACCUUUGGAGGGAGUGACAACGAGGACUUGCUCUUCUUUACCAAUCUCAAGAAGAUUAGCCCAAUUCCAUCUCGGAAUCUCAAGAAGAUGAAGCAAAGUGCACCUAGGACUCAUCGUCAAGUUGGAUCAUCCGCUGGUACAUGGCAUGAUGAAGGACGAAACAAGCGGUGCGAGUGGCUCGGAAUUCAGUGGCUUGUCAAGAUAUUCACCUACGAGAAUCCCAAAUCCACUACUCAGAAUGGGGCUUGGAUGAUGCACGAAUAUAGCCUUCUUCCUAAUGAUAUUGUCGGCACUCCUACUGCCACUGUUGUUUGCCGUUUGAGGAAGAAAAAACCCAAGAGGAAGAGGGGGUUGGAUAAUGAAGAAGAAGGUGAUGAUGAUAUGGCUAAGAAUCGCAAGCGCUCCAAGGCUGAUCAGCUAGCAAUUUCAACCACAGCUGUUUCUGUGAGUGUGAACCCACCACACAGCCUCCUCCCUUAUCAUGGCAAUGAUGCAUUUAAUCCAUUGGAACUCGAGCAAGUGGCAGCCCCAAACGACAACAAUGAUGAGCAUCUGUUGUUGGACAGGGCAGAUGACCCGCUGUGUGAACCUGAAGAUCAGCUACAAUGUUACAACAUGUUGCUUAAUGAUUACGCUUAUUCCAUCAAUGUUGAUGGCAUGCUAUCAACUAAGCCUUCUAAUUCUGAUGGUGAAUCAAUUAAUAAUGCUCUUCGACAACAUCAGACUGUUGGUAUUGGAGAAGAAAUGGGUCUCGAUGAGGAUGAUAUCCAGUCUGUUAUUCAGGAGUUUUUAUGCGAAGAAGCACCAAGUCUCUUGCAACAGAAUUCAAUUCAUUCUUUCAACAAUCAAUUUGAAGAUUUUUAG
Molecule: messenger RNA, 1233 nt
Organism: Dovyalis caffra
Lineage: Eukaryota; Viridiplantae; Streptophyta; Magnoliopsida; Malpighiales; Salicaceae
Source: the annotation of a GenBank genome assembly